AUGCGACUCUCGGAAAAGGACGACUGGCUCCGGAAAGUGAGCAACAAUCACGAAUACAAUUUCUGCCACAACGAUCUUUCCCAGUCGAACAUUCUUGUUGACCCUGAAACACUGAAGAUCCGGGCGAUUAUCGACUGGGAAUAUGCAGGCUUCUUCCCCAAAUCCUUUGAGGGGCUUUUCUACAAAAGAAUGGGUCCCUCGGUAGCCUUUAAUGGGGAGCCUGAUGAUGCUGCUGAAUUGCUGCAAUCCAUGAAAGCUACCUAA
Molecule: messenger RNA, 264 nt
Organism: Penicillium alfredii
Lineage: Eukaryota; Fungi; Ascomycota; Eurotiomycetes; Eurotiales; Aspergillaceae
Exons: 1
Coding region: 1-264 (87 amino acids)
Biological process (GO): protein phosphorylation
Molecular function (GO): protein kinase activity
Source: RefSeq, a predicted model, not a curated record